AUGAACAUCUCCGUUGGAAUGCAAGAGAAAGACAUGUCUCCAGAACACAUGCAUGUCGAGGGCGUGGAAGCCGAAGAACAGUUGAAGCACGCCGAGUUGAAAGAGGCUCUAGACGCCGAAGGAGGAGUCGACAAACACCUCGAGAAGAAACUGAGGUGGAAAGUUGACAGGCGACUCCUGCCACUCUGCGGCGCACUUUAUGCCGUCUCACUCAUCGACCGACUCAAUCUGCCCAACGCCCGGCUGGCCGGGAUGGAUGCAGCGUUGGGACUUUCCAUCGGCAAUCGUUACUCAAUCCUGACAAUGGCGUUCUUCAUUGGCUAUAUCAUUUGCGACUUCCCGGCCAAUUUUGUCAUGAGGAAAGUCGGACCAGCUUCGUUCCUAGGCACCAUUGGCUUCUGCUGGGGCGUUCUCACUAUUGGAAUGGGUUUUUGCAAGACUUGGGGAGAGCUCCUGCUCUGUCGAAUUAUCUUUGGCAUGUUCGAAGGUGGACUAUUCCCGGGGUUGAUAUACCUGUUAUCAUGCUGGUACGUGCGCCAUGAAGUUCAAGUUCGAUUCAGUGGCUUCUAUGGUGCAGGCAUGCUCGUAUCCGGUCUGUCCAACUUGUUGGCAUAUGGAUUGUCGAAAGCCAACGGUCUUUCCGGGCUAGGCGGCUGGUCAUGGAUCUUCAUUUUUGGUAAGCCAAUCUUGAUGGAGACCUUUAGCUAUUUCUUGUCCCCCAUGAUCCCUGAUACUGAUCCAACUUUCUCUGCAGAGGGAAUUACCACUUGCGUUGUGGCCAUCGUAGUCUUGGUCUUUUUGAUCGACUUCCCUGACAAAGCAGUUCGACCAAGCAAGUUGGGGUUUCGCCGUUUCCAGACUCCAAAUGAAGCCACUGUCAUCUUAGCCCGCAUUGAGCGCGAUCGUGGCGAUGCCAUUCCAGAGAAAUUCUCUCCUCAGGUGGUUUUCAAUCAUUUGAAAGACUGGAAGAUAUGGGAGUAUUGUGUCCUUCUUCUCUGCAAUAAUACCGUUGCGUAUUCAUUCGCAUACUUUCUUCCACUUAUUCUCCAUUCAGGAAUGGGGUAUUCCAUUCCCAUGACAUACACUCUGAUUUUUCCUCCAUACGUGCUUGCCGCCAUCUGGAUGUUUAUCGCGGCAUAUAUCGGCGACCGAUUCAUGAUUCGGGGGCCCAUCAUUGUUUUCAACGCAAUUUAG
Molecule: messenger RNA, 1194 nt
Organism: Cladophialophora bantiana CBS 173.52
Lineage: Eukaryota; Fungi; Ascomycota; Eurotiomycetes; Chaetothyriales; Herpotrichiellaceae
Exons: 3
Coding region: 1-1194 (397 amino acids)
Biological process (GO): transmembrane transport
Cellular component (GO): membrane
Molecular function (GO): transmembrane transporter activity
Source: RefSeq, a predicted model, not a curated record